Messenger RNA from Paramacrobiotus metropolitanus, 3692 nucleotides. Its product is annotated as dynamin-like 120 kDa protein, mitochondrial. Gene Ontology annotation, biological process: mitochondrial fusion. Gene Ontology annotation, cellular component: mitochondrial membrane; cytoplasm; microtubule. Gene Ontology annotation, molecular function: GTP binding; microtubule binding; GTPase activity. Lineage: Eukaryota; Metazoa; Tardigrada; Eutardigrada; Parachela; Macrobiotidae. The transcript is spliced from 26 exons. The record is from RefSeq and is a predicted model, not a curated record. The coding region runs from base 184 to 3006 and encodes 940 amino acids.
UAUACGUAGAUAUUAUUAUUUAUUGCUGUAGUUUGAAACUUUGAAAUGAAUCUUGUUUGUCUUGUUACGUGUGUGCUGGUUUUGAUUUUUUGAACUGGGCCUCUGGUAUAUCAGAUUUUGUGACGGCAAGAGACCUUCCUAUGGGUGAAGUCCAUAAUCUCAUUAUCCUGUGAUAAGUGCUGGAUGAUAACCAAAAUGUCUUCUCUCUUUGGAUGGCGCACUGCGUCCCAGCACACCCAGUUGUUACGAGCGCUUCCUUUGCGGACACGCAUAUAUCGCAGCAUAAACCUUAAUGUAAGAGAUAAUGCUGCUAGAAAAAGCUUUGUGAAGCAUUGGGUUCGAGUGCUGUACGCAGUAUUUGGAGCAGCAGUGGCCAAAUGUGUUUAUGACCACAGAGAGCAAGCCAGAACUCAGAAAUCCAGAAAACUCAGGUUGAACACUUCAGCGCCAUUUACACCUGUAAUUCGUUUCGAAUGCACAAUUCCGUCGCUUGUAACCCAAUUCCGGACAUACGACAGUUUCGGAAGUUUUAUUGGACUUUUGAAGGGACAUUCUGAUCUCUUCGAUUUCAAUUUGUCCGACCCGGCAGGAUUAUGGCGACAGCAAAGACCGUUUUCGUAUUCGGUUUCCUUCAAACCGCUGCUUGUGCACAGUGUAGCUGCAAGAUCGGACGCCGGUAGCCGUUCCGCAAGUUUCCCGUCGGAAACUGUGGAUGACCAGAUAGCAUCGUUGGAAAGCGAAUUAUUAAAAGAGCAGCUGCGGUAUCAGCAGAGCAUUUUCAAGCUGGAAAAAGAGAACCAAGAACUUCGCCGACAAAUUUUAUUGCGACAGGAAGGGAGAGAUAUGAUGUCGCGCAAGCUAAAAAGAAACCCAAUUGAAAUGUACAGCGAAGUGCUGGACGAAGUCAUUGAUUUGCGAAAUACCUUCGAUACGCAGAUUAGUCUGCCGCAGAUCGUCAUUGUUGGAGACACAAAUUCUGGCAAGAGUAGCUUGUUGGAAAUGUUGCUGAGGACACGUAUUUUUCCGAGGAAUGAAUAUAAGCCGCAAGUUCCUGUUAAAUUCACGCUAUGUGAGGGCCCAUACCAUUUAGCGCAGUUUAACGAUACCGACCGGGAAUUCGAUUUGGAAAACGGAUCUGAUAUCGAGGAAUUACGCAAGGAACUGGAAUUGCGCGUGAAAUCUGUCGCUAAUUCCGAUGCACCUGCCUCGGUGGUGUCCCUAACAAUCUGGGGUCCAAACUUAAGCCGAAUGGUUAUUGUCGAUCUGCCGGCAUUACCUCUGGGAAUCUAUAAUGAUCCGGUGGCGACGGUUUCUGAAACCACCCGAGAAUUUUGUUACAAUCUUUUGCGGAGUCCGCAGACUUUGCUCUUGUGUACAAUUGAUGCGUCGCGUGAUUCGCCCUACAGUCGAGCCGUCGAACUUGUAAAGGACUUCGAUUCCGACGGUGUACGGUCGGUGUUUGUGUUGACCAAAACCGAUUUAGUGGAAACUAGUUUGGCCGACCCAGAAAAGAUUCGGCGAGUUACCGAUGGCUCAUUAUUUCCGCUCAAAGGAUCGGGUUUUUAUGUUGCGGUGCCUGCAAGAGGAUCAAAAACAGAGCCGAUAGAAGAUGUCGAAGCCUUCGAGAAAAAGUUUUUUUCCGAAUCGAGCUUGUUCAGAUCGGAUUCGUUGAAGUCCACUACUUGCACAGUGAAGAACAUGAGUGCAGGAAUUGCUGACUUGUUCUGGCAGUUUGUGAAAAACUCCCUACGCUAUCAGAUCGAUUUCCUCAAAGCCCGCAAAGCUGCGCUGGAGAAAGACUGGAAGACUAAAUUUUAUAAGGCACGCGUUUUGGACCGGGAUGAAUUAUACGAAACAGGGCGCAUGCAACUGCUUGACGAUGUUGCAAAGCUGAACAGUGUUCCAUCCUCAACUUGGGAAACAGAAUUUGAAGAGAAUUUAUGGAAUUCUGUGGCGGAUUACAUAUUUGAUAACGUUUACGUACCGAUUGCAACUGGAUCAAGCAAGACUGAUUUCCGAGUUGCGACUGAUCUGAGACUGAAAGCAUGGGCGGAUGGAAUGUUUCCUUUGCGAGCUGUCGAUGUUGCCGGUUCCACAUUAUUCGGAAAGUUCAAACACAUUAUCAGCCGAAGGAAAAGCACCAAAGAGCAUGACGAUAUCUACGAUAAUUUUAAAGAAACCAUACUGGAACAGGCAAAGAAAACGCAUCAGUGGGACACCAGGGCUCGUGAAAAUUUGCGCUCUGCCUUGGUUAACACAUGUGAAGCGCCAUAUGUGAUCACUCCUGAUGACUGGAAUAUUGCCGUCCGAUUUAUGGAACAGGCUUGUUCUGACCGCUUGAUCGAGGUGCAGACCAAAAUUCAGGAAUUUUCGGGUCCAUCAUCGUGGGAACGAUUGUUCCUUUUCCGUUUACAAACACAAGAGCACCGUCAUCGCCGAGCCGUCAUGGAUCAGCUGGAAAAGCUGAUACUACCGAAUGAUGAGGAUGUGGCACGCAGCCCUGAGCUAUCGAAGGACGAAGUGAAUGUGAUACAAAAGACUCUCGAGUCGGCAAAUAUAAAAGUGGACGGCAUGUUCAUUCGGGAGACAUGGCGCUACUUGUUCUUGUCGCGUUUCCUGGAGCAGGCGGUACAAAAAGUGGCCCUCUGUGGAGAGGUUGUCGAUACUGAUGAUGGGGAUCAUUUGACGCACAAGGGUGAUUGCUCAGACGUGGAGUUAUUUUAUCGCGUAAAGCGGAUGAUCCGAACAGCAAGUGUCGCACUACGCCAGCAGCUUGCCACCACUGAAUUGGGGCGCCUGGAGAGUGAGGUUAGGCAAAUACUUGACGGAUUGGAACGGGAUCCGGUUAGGAUUAAACAGUACUUUAACCAUGCCAGGAUUGGCUUAGCCGAAGAAUUAAAAAAGAUUACAACAAUUCAAGAAAAGCUGGAGGAUUUGCAGAAGCUUCUGGAAGAAGAAGAACCGAUUCAUUCACGUGGGAGCUUUUCAGCCGAUGACAAUGCAUGAUACGUGUGCAUUUGGUUUCUUGCUAGUCCAAUGUGUGCCAGCUCAGUGGUUUGGUUUUUAUUUUGUUAACGGCUAUUACCUUUGCCUUAAUCAUGAUUAACCCUAGCAAGCCUGUAAAGAUGUUUUACUAAGUGCGUUUGGCUUGUGAUAAUGAUGUCUUUUGUGGUGUUUGUGUGGAGUUCAGAUGUGGCGGAUUAAACACGCGAACAUAAUCAAAAGCGGGAAACAGCGAGCGCUGGCUGAAAGCGACGAUAUCCCGCCGUGCGCGGAACAUGAUGCCGGUAGUGUAUCGGUUAAUCCUGCGGACAAAAAGUCGGCUUUAUGCACAAGGAGACCUGAAUAUCGGUGAAUUAGCGUGCUGGGAAAGUGGAAACCAAUAGACAUCGGUAUGUCUUUUCUGGUGUAAUCUUUCGGAAAGAAAAGGCUACCUCCUGGAGUGUGGCUCGUAAUUGCUGCAGUUGGGACGAUUGCAUAUAGACUCACAUACGGCGUUGGAUGCGAGGAUACCGACAGAUUUUACAGAUAUCACUAAUUUUCCGGUUGCCGCCGAGACGCUGUAAUCCUCCUGUCUUCUUUGAAAUUCCAAGACAAUCCAGUAAUCCUGCAAAACGAAGCUUUUGCCUUUAAAUGGCAAAUAUAAUAAACACAAAGCCUAGGAUCGUUUUCACAUAAUCUUCGCUGUAAUA